Messenger RNA from Oncorhynchus kisutch (coho salmon), 781 nucleotides. RefSeq lists its product as uncharacterized. The transcript has 8 exons. The record is from RefSeq and is a predicted model, not a curated record. Bases 11 to 781 code for a protein of 256 amino acids. Gene Ontology annotation, biological process: mitochondrial fusion. Lineage: Eukaryota; Metazoa; Chordata; Actinopteri; Salmoniformes; Salmonidae.
UACUCUCCACAUGGGGCUGGACGGGCUUCUCUCCUCUUCAGCGUGGUCGGAGGCUGCCUCCUUCUCUACGCCCACCACUCAGCAGUUCACUGACCCAGAGCCUGAGGGCCACAACUGCUAUGAGGGCUGGGAGGAGGACCUGCUGCCUGAGGAGAGGGAGGUUCCUCUGCUAAACCUCUACCUUACCACCAAGAGAGUGGAGGACAUCGCCCUGAGGCUCGUCUCCCUGCGCCAGGCCUUCACUACCCUGCUUGGUUCCAACCUGAACAGGAACCAUCUGUUUGUGGCGGGAAAGGUCCUCCUGGGCGCACUGGACGAGGCCAAGUUCAUCCGUACCUAUAACGAUUUUGUGGACUACCUGAGUGACCCCUCCAAGUGGAAUGACAUUGAGAGGGAGCUGGCUGAGGCAAAGAUCCAUCAUGUGAACAUGAUAGAUGUCCUCUUUGAGCUGGUGCUGUUUGGGAUGAUGACAGCUCAGAAGUCCCUGAUGGUGCACCCUGGUGGGUUCGUGGAGCGUCUGUUCGCUCUCCUGUACUCCUUCCUGCCCACUGCUGCCAACAUGGAGCCAGAGGCUGACAGAUACCUGCUGCUGCUCAAUGUAAGAGUCAAGAGGUUACUUCCUGUUUACUUCCAUAUUCUUAGUGUACUUCCUUUUUACUUCCUUAUUUAUGAUGACAUCUUUGGCCAGCAGCUGGCCUGGUACUUUAACCCAGAGUCGCUGGUCACUGAGCUCUCCAGCCUCCUGGAGUACCACUUGGAGAGCCUCAUGACCAGCAUGUAG